AUGAUUUAAAAUUUUGAUUUAAAAGUCGAAAUUCAGAAGUAUCAAUUUAAACAUUCAUUAUUAUUGGAAGUAUUAGUUAAUAAUGAGAAAAAGAUUUAACCAUAAACAUUUUUAGAUGUAAACAUAAUUAUUGAUAUAUAUAAAGAUCAUUCAAAAUUACAAUAAUUCUCAGAUUGAUGAUCUCAAAUUCAUUAAGGAAUAUAAUGAUUAUCUAUAUAAAAAUGAAUUAUCCAUUUAAGAUUCAUAUAUAGUUUAUAAUGAAGUUGUUCAUAAGAACUUUGAUAAAAUUGAAUUAUAAAUUAGAAAGAUAAUAGAUAUGUUAUCAUUGAUACAUUAAUAAAUAAAUAUAAAGAUUAAGCAAUUGGAAUAAUAUGAGGAGAUUUAUAUAAUGUUAGAUGAUGAAAAAAUUGGAUAUCUUUGUGAAGAUUAAGUGUUAUUUUUAUUUUUUAGUUUAUUUUUAAUAGAGAAACCAAUAGAAUAGAAUAUUGAUAUAUAUGCAUGUUUCAAAUCAUUUUGGUUUGGGAUAUAAUAAUAUAAUAAAGUAAUUAUAAUGCUGUAAAAAUUAGGUAUCAUUUAGAACUUUCAAAUAGUUUUUGUUCAAAUAAAAUUACAAUUCUAAUAUUAUAAUAUAAAAUUUAAAUAGAAUUUUAACCAUGUUUGAAUUGGAAAAAGUUCCGAAUAUUAGAAUGGACAUUUUAAAGUAUUUAUCAGGAAAAUAUCAUUAUGAUAAUAUUAUUGAAAUAGCUGUAGAAUUAUUGAUAAUAUUACCUAUUGAAUAUGCUAAUGUUGAGAAGAUCAACAAAGAAAAUGAGGAAAAUUUAUUCAUUUCCUCUUUUAUAAAAUUAUAUCAUUUAGCAAUAAUUAAGUAAUAAUUAAUUUAAUUUAAUAUGUAUAUAGAGAAAUUUAGACAAAGUUUUAUGGGAGAGUAAAUUUAAUCACAAAUAAUUGAAUAAAAAGAAAGAGAUUAAAAUUGGUUUCACAGAACAUUUAUUAAAAAUAGUCAUAGAAUAAAGUAACAACAAAACCAACCAAAAACUAUUAAUGUUGAUCUAACUAUAUUUUCAAAAGAAUCCCCAACAAAAUAACGUUAAAGAAAAGAAAUGUAUAAGUGA
Paramecium pentaurelia is the source of this 1112-nucleotide messenger RNA. Lineage: Eukaryota; Ciliophora; Oligohymenophorea; Peniculida; Parameciidae. The record is from the annotation of a GenBank genome assembly.